GGGGCGACUCUGGCCGGGGCUGGUCGUGCUCGCGGUCGCCGCGGCGGGCUGUGCCCGGGCGGCCAUGGACGAGUGCACGGACGAGGGCGGGCGGCCGCAGCGCUGCAUGCCGGAGUUCGUCAACGCCGCCUUCAACGUGACCGUGGUGGCCACCAACACGUGCGGGACUCCGCCCGAGGAGUACUGUGUGCAGACCGGGGUGACCGGCGUGACCAAGUCCUGUCACUUGUGCGACGCCGGGCAGCCCCACCUGCAGCACGGGGCAGCCUUCCUGACCGACUACAACAAUCAAGCCGACACCACCUGGUGGCAAAGCCAGACCAUGCUGUCCGGGGUGCAGUACCCCAGCUCCAUCAACCUCACGCUGCACCUGGGAAAAGCAUUUGACAUCACCUAUGUGCGCCUGAAGUUCCACACCAGCCGCCCGGAGAGCUUCGCCAUCUACAAGCGCACUCGGGAGGACGGACCCUGGAUACCUUACCAGUACUACAGCGGCUCCUGCGAGAACACCUACUCCAAGGCCAACCGCGGCUUCAUCAGGACCGGAGAGGAGGAGCAGCAGGCCUUGUGCACUGAUGAAUUCAGUGACAUUUCCCCCCUCACCGGGGGCAAUGUGGCUUUCUCAACCCUGGAAGGCAGGCCCAGCGCCUACAACUUCGACCACAGCCCUGUGCUGCAGGAAUGGGUAACGGCCACUGACAUCAGAGUAACUCUGAAUCGCCUGAACACUUUCGGAGAUGAAGUGUUUAAUGACCCCAAAGUCCUCAAGUCCUAUUAUUAUGCAAUUUCUGAUUUUGCUGUAGGUGGCAGGUGUAAAUGCAAUGGACAUGCCAGCGAGUGUGUGAAGAACGAGUUUGGCAAGCUGGUGUGUAACUGCAAACACAACACAUAUGGAGUAGACUGUGAAAAGUGCCUUCCUUUCUUCAAUGACCGGCCAUGGAGGAGGGCAACUGCUCAGAGCCCCAGCGAAUGCUUGCCCUGUGACUGCAAUGGCCGAUCACAGGAGUGCUACUUUGACCCUGAGCUGUACCGUUCCACUGGCCAUGGCGGCCACUGUACCAACUGCCGGGAUAACACAGACGGUGCUAACUGUGAGAGGUGCCGGGAGAACUUCUUCCGCCUUGGGAACAGAGAAGCCUGCUCUCCAUGCCACUGCAGUCCCGUUGGCUCUCUCAGCACACAGUGUGAUAGUUACGGCAGAUGCAGCUGUAAGCCAGGAGUGAUGGGUGACAAGUGUGACCGGUGCCAGCCUGGAUUCCAUUCUCUCACCGAGGCAGGGUGCAGGCCAUGCUCCUGUAACCCUUCCGGCAGCACAGACGAAUGUAAUGUUGAAACAGGAAGAUGUGUUUGCAAAGACAAUGUCGAAGGCUUCAGUUGUGAGAGAUGCAAACCUGGAUUUUUUAAUUUGGAAUCAUCCAAUCCUAGGGGUUGCACACCCUGCUUCUGCUUUGGGCAUUCUUCUGUCUGUACAAAUGCAGUUGGCUACAGUGCUUAUGAUGUAUCCUCUACCUUUCAGAUUGAUGAGGAUGGGUGGCGUGUGGAGCAGAGAGACGGCUCUGAGGCAUCUCUAGAGUGGUCCUCUGAGAGGCAGGAUAUCUCUGUGAUCUCCGAUAGCUACUUCCCUAGGUACUUCGUUGCCCCUGCCAAGUUCCUGGGCAACCAGGUGUUGAGUUACGGUCAGAACCUCUCCUUCUCCUUUCGAGUGGACAGACGAGACACACGCCUCUCCGCAGAAGACCUCUUGCUGGAGGGAGCUGGCCUGAGAGUGUCAGUGCCCUUGAUUGCUCAGGGCAAUUCCUACCCCAGUGAGACCACGGUGAAGUAUGUCUUCAGGCUCCACGAAGCAACAGAUUACCCAUGGAGGCCUACACUUACCCCUUUUGAAUUUCAGAAGCUCCUAAACAACUUGACUUCUAUCAAGAUCCGGGGGACAUACAGCGAGAGAAGCGCUGGAUAUUUGGAUGAUGUCACCCUGGCAAGUGCUCAUCCUGGGCCUGGGGUCCCCGCAACCUGGGUGGAGUCCUGCACCUGCCCGGUGGGAUACGGGGGGCAGUUUUGCGAGAUAUGCCUCCCGGGUUACAGAAGGGAAACCCCAAGCCUUGGACCAUACAGUCCUUGUGUGCUUUGUACCUGUAACGGACACAGUGAGACCUGUGACCCCGAAACAGGCGUGUGCGACUGCAGAGACAACACGGCGGGUCCCCACUGUGAGAAGUGUAGUGACGGCUACUAUGGAGACUCAACCGGGGGCUCCUCCUCUGACUGCCAGCCCUGUCCAUGUCCUGGGGGCUCAAGCUGUGCUGUUGUCCCCAAGACGAGGGAGGUGGUGUGCACCAACUGUCCAGUGGGCACCACUGGUAAGAGAUGUGAGCUCUGUGAUGAUGGCUACUUUGGAGACCCCCAGGGUAACAGUGGCCCUGUGAGGCUCUGCCGCCCGUGCCAGUGCAAUGACAACAUCGACCCCAAUGCAGUGGGAAACUGCAAUCGCUUGACAGGAGAGUGCCUGAAAUGCAUCUAUAACACUGCUGGCUUCUAUUGUGAUCGGUGCAAGGAUGGGUUUUUUGGAAAUCCCUUGGCUCCCAAUCCAGCAGACAAAUGCAAAGCCUGCAAUUGUAACCCCUACGGGACGGUGAAGCAGCAGAGGAGCUGCAACCCUGUGACCGGGCAGUGCGAGUGCCUGCCUCACGUGUCCGGCCGGGACUGCGGCGCUUGUGACCCUGGCUUCUACAACCUACAGAGUGGGCAAGGCUGUGAGAGGUGUGACUGCCAUCCCUUGGGUUCCACCAACGGGCAGUGUGACAUCCGUACCGGCCAGUGUGAGUGCCAGCCUGGCAUCACCGGGCAGCACUGUGAGCGCUGUGAGGUCAACCACUUUGGGUUUGGACCUGAAGGCUGCAAACCUUGUGACUGUCAUCCUGAGGGGUCUGUUUCACUCCAGUGCAAAGACGAUGGUCGCUGUGAGUGCAGAGAAGGCUUUGUGGGAAACCGCUGUGACCAGUGUGAAGAGAACUAUUUCUAUAACCGGUCUUGGCCUGGCUGCCAGGAGUGUCCAGCUUGUUACCGACUGGUAAAGGAUAAGGUUGCUGAGCAUCGAGUGAAACUCCAAGAAUUAGAGAGCCUCAUAGCAAACCUUGGAACAGGGGAUGAGAUGGUGACAGAUCAAGCCUUUGAGGAUAGACUAAAGGAAGCAGAGAGAGAGGUCACGGACCUCCUUCGUGAGGCCGAGGGUGUCAAAGAUGUAGACCAAAAUUUGAUGAGUCGACUUCAGAGAGUAAAUAACACCCUGUACAGCCAGAUUAGCCGUUUACAGAAUAUCCGGAAUACCAUCGAGGACACUGGGAGCUUGGCUGAGCAGGCGCGUGCCCGAGUAGAGAGCACAGAGCAGCUGAUCGAAAUCGCUUCCAGAGAACUCGAGAAAGCCAGAGUCGCUGUUGCCAACGUGUCCAUCACUCAGCCAGAGUCAACGGGGGACCCAAACAACAUGACUCUCCUGGCGGAGGAGGCCCGAAAGCUCGCUGAACGCCAUAAACAAGAAGCUGAUGACAUUGUACGAGUGGCAAAGACAGCCAAUGACACAUCAACGGAGGCAUACAAUCUACUUUUGAGGACUCUGGCAGGAGAAAAUCAAACAGCAUUUGAGAUUGAAGAGCUUAAUAGGAAGUAUGAACAAGCAAAGAACAUCUCGGAGGAUCUAGAAAAGCAAGCUGCCCGCGUCCAUGAGGAGGCCAAGCGGGCUGGUGACAAGGCUGUGGAGAUCUAUGCCAGUGUGGCUCAGCUGGCCCCUGUGGACUCAGAGGCACUGGAGAAUGAAGCAAAUAAGAUAAAGAAAGAAGCUGCGGAUCUGGAUCGUCUGAUUGAUGAGAAGUUAAAGGAUUAUGAGGACCUCAGGGAAGACAUGAGCGGGAAGGAAUUGGAAGUGAAGAAGCUUCUGGAGAGUGGAAAAGUUGAACAGCAGACGGCCGAUCAACUCCUGGCCCGCGCUGACGCCGCCAAGGCUCUUGCUGAGGAAGCUGCUAAAAAGGGACGAAAUACCUUACAGGAAGCCAGUGACAUUCUCAACAACCUGAAAGAUUUUGAUAGACGUGUGAACGAUAACAAGACCGCUGCAGAGGAGGCGCUGAGCAGGAUCCCCGCCAUCGACCAGACCAUUGCUGAAGCUCUUGAGAAGACGCAGGAGGCACGGCAGGCGCUGGGCAGCGCCGCGGCGGAUGCCACGGAGGCCAAGAACAAGGCCCACGAGGCAGAGAGGAUCGCCAGCGCCGUCCAGAAGAAUGCUACCAGCACCAAGGCAGAGGCAGAACAGACCUUUGCAGAAGUUACCGAUCUGGAUAACGAGGUGAACGCCAUGUUGAGACAGCUGCAGGAAGCAGAGGGAGAGCUGAGAAGAAAGCAGGACGACGCGGACCAGGACAUGAUGAUGGCGGGGAUGGCAUCACAGGCUGCUCAGGAAGCUGAGAUCAAUGCCAGAAAGGCCAAAAACUCUGUCAACAGCCUUCUCAGCAUGAUUAAUGACCUCUUAGAACAGCUGGGGCAGCUGGACACAGUGGACCUGAACAAGAUAAAUGAGAUUGAAGGGUCCCUGAGCAAAGCCAAGGAUGAAAUGAAGGUCAGUGAUCUUGAUAGGAAAGUGUCAGACCUGGAAAAUGAAGCCAAGAAGCAGGAGGCUGCCAUUAUGGACUAUAACCGAGAUAUUGAGGAGAUCAUGAAGGACAUUCGCAACCUGGAGGACAUCAAGAAGACCUUACCAUCCGGCUGUUUCAACACCCCGUCCAUCGAGAAGCCCUAGCCUUGGGAGAGCCGGAAGGCUGCAUCCCCUGACAGGGGGGCACUUGUGAAACCGCAGAGUGCCUUGACACAAAGAUGACAUUUUUUCAGACCCCCACUUCUCUGCUGCUCUCCAUCACUGUCCUUUCGAACCAGGAAAAGUCACAGAGUUUAAAGAGAAGCAAGUUACACAUCCUGAACCGGGAACAAAGGGUUUUAUCUAUAAUAAAGUCUCUCUUCCACUAAUGUCGCUACCUUACCCACACUAUCCCUCCUGACUUGUGUGAGGACGUGGCAUCCUGCAGUGGCGUAAACGCUUCACGGGGACCUGCACAUGCCAGGGCAGCGCAGGCAGUCCGCCCCUCUCGCAUCAACACCAGCAGAACUGCCUCAGUCUCAGUACCCUUGUUUCUAUGAAGGAAAAUUUUGGCUACUGAUCGUAGCGUUGUGCUGGCCAGUAUACCCAGCCCAUGGAUAAAGAAAAUGCGCCUGCAUCUUCUGCCCUCCUCCUUUUAAGCAAAAGGAAGUAAACACCCUGUGCCAAAGGUACUGGUCAUUAGAAUGUCAGUAGCCAUCUGUCAGUCGUGCUAGCUGUUUUGAGUUUAGGACACUGAACCAGAGCCGCGGGUAAGAAUGCAGUUAUGUAUGAGAGUCUCCAGGAGAACCUGGCAGAAGUCAACUGAAGAUGUUCUCAUAUAUUAACCAUUGACUAGGAAGAUGAACUUUUUUCAGAUCUUUGGGCAGCUGACAAUUUAAAUCUGGAUGGGCAGCUUGCACUCAACACUAGACCUGUAGAUAUCUUUUAAUAUUCUGAUAAAUGGAAGUUACACAGAAGAAACAACAGGGGUGUGAUAACCACUAAAGUUUUUUCCAACAUCGAACUAAUUUUUGGCUGUUUUUUUUUUUUAAGUAUUUUAGCCUUGGAGCUAGUAUUAAAUAUCUGUGAGGGAACAGUUGUUCCCUAAGACCUGGACAAACAAAAACAAAUGUUGUCCCAGUCUUCUAACAAAGGGGUUGCACAGAUGCAAGCUGUAGUGUCAGGAUCUCAUGCAGGCCUUUUUCCCGUCUGUUGUCGAGAGAGAAACAUUUGACCCUGAGCUGCAGUUUUCUUCUGAUGUUUCCAUCUUGUGAAAUUCCUCACACACGUCGUUUGCCAAGUCCUGGUGACAAACGCUUGCACUCAGUAUUCCACACAGCUGCCGACACCACCUAGUCCCUGCACUUUGUGAAUCGAGCCUCUCUAACCCUCCCUCCACACAGAGAAGAAACUUUCGUGGAGUUUCCUAGUGGGCUUCUCAACCUUUAGUCCUCAGCUCUGUGGUUUUCUUGUAAGACCACAGUGUGACAGAUCCCUGCCACACACCCCCUUUCCUCUGCCAACCUGCCUUUGAGAUUCAUAUAUAGCCUUUAACACUAUGCAACUUUGUACUUUGCGUAGCGGGGGAAAGAAACUAUUAUCUGACACACUGGUGCUAUUAAUUAUUUCAAAUUUAUAUUUUUGUGUGAAUGGUUUUUUUGUUUUGUUUAUCAUGAUUAUAGAGUAAGGAAUUUAUGUAAAUAUACUUGCUCCUAUUUCUAAAAUGGCACUCUCUGUUCACUUCUUUGCUUGGUCUCCCCUCUUCACUGGCACGGUAUACCUCUGUACCUCCUUCCCUUCCAUCUAGAACUCUGGGUCGCAUCGCUUCUACUGUACUUUGCUCUCUGCCUUGUGUUCGCAGCAUGUCCACCGUCUAACAUGAGUAUCAACCUGCUUUCCUCCUUACCCCAACUCAGGACGUCUUUGGCUGCAGUCCUCAUGACCCUAAGCCGCAGCCCCACGUUACUUAUAAUGCCUGUGCCAGAGCGGGAAUGCCAACUUGACAGGGUACAGCAUGAUCAGGAGAGUUUGCCAAGGGGCUCUUUGACACCACUGUGGCUCUAGCCAGGAACGAGCUGGAAAUGCCCUUUCUGGGAAUUCGUUAAGCCAGUUUCAUAAGGGAGUGUGGCGUGCCUUAGCACUUUGGGGGCAUCAGGAGUAGUGCUACUGCUGGAGAGACAGGGAGAGGUGGUGUACACAGCUGUGGAUGUCCUUGAGGUGCACCACAGUUCACCACAGAAGUUUUGACCUGGCAUACCCUUAGAUUUUCACUUACUCCUCUCAUGCCUCUUGUAUUCUCACAGGAGGUGUGGCUCUUCCUUGCCAAGUUUUACAUUGAUGUUUCCAGGCUAGUUCCUUUCAUUAAGUGGCCAUAUCCUAACAUGCAUUUUGGUCCCAGUUGCAGGAAAACGAUUAAAAAUAGACUGCCAGGGGUGUUUGAGCAAAUCUUAGUCUCUGGUGGGGCUUUUUUAUUUUUAUUUUUAUUUUUUUUCUUUUUUACUCCAUCUAUGUGGUAUAUUUUAAAACAGAAUUCUAUUUUUAAAAUGAAAAUUCUUUACUAAAUGAUGCCUUAACUACAGUCCUGCAGUUACCUGUAUUUUAUGUGAUAAAAUUGACAGAAUGGCUGCUGCAGAAUGCUGGGUGUCACAGGGAAUAGAUGCUGUUACUUUUCCCUGGAGUUUUUCCUUUUGAUUCCAACUGUGGCCCUUUUAUAUGUGCCUUCACUUUAGCUGUUUGCCUUAACCUCUGCAGUCUUGCUCUCCAGGGUGUUUAAUAAAAUGCAACACUUGGCAUUUUUUAUGUUUAAAAAAAAACAGUAUUUUAUUUAUAAUAAAAUCUGAAUAUUUGUAACCCUCUA
Molecule: messenger RNA, 7478 nt
Organism: Chinchilla lanigera (long-tailed chinchilla)
Lineage: Eukaryota; Metazoa; Chordata; Mammalia; Rodentia; Chinchillidae
Gene: Lamc1
Product: laminin, gamma 1 (formerly LAMB2)
Molecular function (GO): extracellular matrix structural constituent
Source: RefSeq, a predicted model, not a curated record